UUUCCGAGCUGCACGUGAAUGCAGCAUUACAUUGUACCUCUACGAUGUUGUUUUGAUUGCGGUACAUCUCUAAGGAAAACUGCAGAGCCCUGUUAGCCUGUGAUGCUUCUCUACCUGUGUGUGCUCACUUGGCAGCAGUGCAGGCCAGGGAAUAAAGGUGGAAAACCCAGCAAGUCUUGUGUUGAUAUUCUGCGGCCUUAGCUACAUCAAAUCAGGCCCUCAUCAAGGCAAAAGUGAAUCUUCCACUGUGGAAAAAGAAGGUUUUUGAUGAUUUAAUCCUCCAGCCAACCAAGUGUGACCUCUGCCACUUCACACACUUCUAUCCACAACUUCAAGUCUCACAUGCCAUCACACAGAGCCAGCAUCUAGUGUAACAGCUGGGAUCAGUCUCCCAGGUGGAAAACAUCACAGGGACUACUGGAGCCACUGAGGGAUCCUCCCUGAUGAAAACCACUGUGCUUUUGAAGGAAAGCUAGACAUGGACUGACCUUUACAACAAAACAUCCCACCUUCACUCGAACCUGUGAUCUAUCUCUAUUUGUACACCUGUUUCCACUCACACUCCCUUUUCUCAUACCUUCCUCCUUUAUUUGUUUCUAUUGCUCCCUCCAUACCUACACCUCUCUCUUCUUGCUUCCCUCCCCCCAGUUGUCUCUCCUUGUAUCUGUUUCUCUCUCUGUGUUUCCGGGGUUUCUGUCCCCUCCUUGCUGCCAAGCUGGAUUUCAUGCAGGUGAAGCAUCUGAAGAGGAAGAGGAAGAGCAACUACAGUGUGAGAGAAACACAGACGCUCAUCAGGGAGAUCCACAAGAGGACGGACGUGUUGUUCUCCAGACAGCAGAAUACAGCCAUUAACGAGCUGAAGAGACAGGCAUGGGAGGACGUGGCACAAGGUGUUAAUUCACUGGGGGAGGGAGAGCUACGCACUGCUGCGGAGGUGAAGCGUCGUUACCUGGACUGGCGUUCACUGGUGAAGAGAAAACAGCUUCGGGCUGAGCUCUCUCUGUCCUCCUCCUCGUCCUCGUCUGUGGCCCUGAAGACUGAGUAUGAUCAGUCCUCCCCGGAGCAUGAGGCGGCUUCUCUGGGAUCCGGAUGUGAUCAGCUGCUUGACCUCUCGGGCCUCUCCAAGGAUUGUCACUGCGACUGGCCAGAGCUGGCAGCUCUCGGAGAGCCGAGUGGGCCGGCCAUGGCACCGCUGGGUGUGAAGAUGGAGGACGAUGUCAGUGAAUACAGACUGGAUGGUGAUGGUGAUUUGGGUGACGGAGAACUAGAUGAAGAUGAUAUUCCCUCCCUCCUCAGCGACAUUGAGUCACGUGGCGAGGGGCAUGUUGGUGAUGUUUACUCCCACAACGACUUGGACAUGCUCAACUCCUCAAAGGCUCCAACCUCCACCACCAACAGAGACCUGCCAUUCGCCGGUGGCCUGAUGGGGAUGCCGGUUCAUGCUCUGGGUGGAUUAACCAAUCAUGAAAACAUGGGGGCGGGGUUUAUGGUUGCUGUUGAGAAACAGCGAUUGGAGCUGGAAAAACAGCGCCUGGCUGUGGAAAGUGAACGCCUGGCGGUGGAGAAAGAGCGGCUGGUGGUGGAGAAGGAGCGACUUCGUCAGAUGGAGGUAGAGAGGGAAAGGCUGCAGCUGGAGAGAGAGAGGUUACAGGUGGAGAGGGAGAGGCUGAGGCUUCUGCUCCUCAGCCAAUCGGAGCACGUCGAUUCCUCCUUUAACUUGCCGCCGCAACAAGGCCCGCCCUCGUCCUCCACGUCUUCUUUGUCCUCUACUCAUGAUGGACAGAGGGAGAGAGAGAAAGACAGUAAAGGAUGGAUGCCAUUGGUCUAUCUGGAGACAGAAAGGAUAAAACUAGAGAAGGAGAGACUGCACCUGGAGAAAGAGAGGCUGCAGUUCUUCAAAUUUGAGGCCGGCAGACUGCAAAUUGAGAGAGAACGCCUCCAAGUGGAGAAAGAGAGAAUGCAGCUGCACAAAGACCACCAGGGCCACUGAAAAAAGGACUGUAAAGAGAGAGAGAGAUGAAUACAUUCAAUUUUCACCAGCAUCAGGAGUAUUUUUAAUCCUGAAAACAACACAGAAUGUGUGAAUUUGCAUCAGCAGCUGUUCCUUUAUCACAUUCCUCACACAUAUUUCCUUGAGGAAGGUGUGAGGCACUGAAAUGAUCAUUCCUGACUGGAAUAUGGCCAAGGAGAAGACAAGGAGGAGAGGGCUGGCAUAUUUAUGACCACCAUGAUAAAGCAGUGCCUUAUGAUGUCUUCAUAAAAUGGAUGGCAGGAGAGAACAGACGCCAUGAUGAUAAGAUCUACGAUUAGUUUGGCACAUGGAGCUGGUUAGCCCUGAGCAUAUUUGAUUUCUAAAAUGUUCAGUGCCUCAUCCAAACACUCUGAUGCACAAAACGUGUAGAAUAAAACAAGAAAUGCUGGGAUAUAAAUGCCACACAUCUUGUGUAGAAAAGGUUUUAUAAUGGUAUAUAUGGAGGAAUGGAAUCAUGAUGUCUUACUCUACAUUAUGCACCAAACCAGUGCCAAUUUAUCUACUGCAUGGGUGUUUGUCUGUAUAAUUUAGCUCCCAACAUUCAAAAACAAAAGCACACGAUUGUUACCUGUACAGAGAUUUUUAUGCUAUUUAUGUUUUGCUGUCAAGUGCUUAAAAUAUCGUUUACAUGGUAAUGCUUGUGACUUUGUACAUUUGUCCACCAAUUUUAAACUGAUAUUUCACCUUUCCUGUUUUUCACAGCAGACGUUUUAAUUUGCAUGAAAAGCACAGGUGUUACUAAUAACAUUAACAAUGGCUCUUCAGUAAGUCAUGACAUGCAUGCACGAUACAAGGUCCCAGAAAGUGAAGCAGCUAAAUGGAAUUCAGCCAUCAUUAAUAUGAUUAUUUACACCUGUGCUUUACUGUGACAUAUUAAAGUGUCUUCCGUGAAAUAAGGCCUAUUAAGAUUUGAUGUUUCUGCGAUUAACAUUUGUGGACUUGGAAAGGAUCAUCUGUGAUGAGCAGCUACUGGAAGUUGUGGUGUGCAUGCUACGAAAUUAAAGUGAAAUAUUCCUUUAAUGUCUAUGUUUUCUUCAGUUCUGUUGUGCUAUGAAAUAUACUGUGAAGUGUUACUGGCUGCUAAAACCUGUAUUCUGCUACUGUGUACUGACGGUUGUGUUGUCCAACACAUAAAACACACUGUCUUUUGGUUAGGUUGUAAACAAUCCCCUGAGUUAACACCAAUUUGUCUCUUUAAGCAAGUUGAUAUCAGGUCACACAACCGGCAAAGCAGCCCUAUUUUAUUAUUUUCUUCUAUGUAUUUAUACAUAUUUUUUUAUGAUUUCUUACUCAGUCACUGUGCCUCUGUGUUGAUACAUUUGUAAAGUAAAGUUUGUUGAGGAAAAGAAAUGUGACCUCCAGACAAUAUUUGUCAUCAUCAAAGUUGAUAAAAUCUGUGUUACACAUUCAAGCCCCAAAGUACUGCUUUGGCGACCAGCCUCUGUGGUCUCCCUCUUGCCUUUAUGUUCUUUGUAUUGCCAUUGAAGAAUACUGGUAAAAGAGAAUGGGAAGAUAAUUAGAAAAAAAAACAUUUGUCUCCUCGGUAUUGACGCUCCUCAGGAAGCUCACCAGGGGUCCCCAGAUCAAUGCAGGCUAAUAAGAAGAGACAAGCGUUAAAAAUCACUUUGAGAGCAUAACAUUGAUGUUCUACACAAACUCUGCAUCUCUAAAGAGUCAACUUUUGAAGAUUUCAGUAAAACUGAUGUAACCCAGUGACACUCGUGCCUUUUUUCGCAUUUCAUAUUUGAAUUGUUUAAAGUAUUUGUGUCAUAGUAGCAUGAAAGCUUUUUACUGCAAAAUGGGAGCCACAGACUUUUAACUGAAGACAAUAAAGCUGGCCACUUGGA
Sebastes umbrosus (honeycomb rockfish) is the source of this 3879-nucleotide messenger RNA. It is a transcript of the gene msantd4, whose product is annotated as Myb/SANT-like DNA-binding domain containing 4 with coiled-coils. The record is from RefSeq and is a predicted model, not a curated record. The transcript has 5 exons. NCBI's taxonomy places the organism in Eukaryota, Metazoa, Chordata, Actinopteri, Perciformes, Sebastidae. The coding region runs from base 725 to 1990 and encodes 421 amino acids.